ACAGAGUUAAAAUUUUAAUGAUGGAAUUAAUGUAAUUAUACUUUUUUAUAGUUGAGCAUUUUUCAAUAAUGUUAAUAAAAUCUUGAUGUAAUUAUAACUUCCUCGUCAAUAAACUCGUACAUUUGAACAAUACGAAAAUGUGAAGCGAUGAGGAUGCCCUAGUCAUCUUGUGGAUGUUCGAGCUUGGAUGUUUGUUAUAUUGAAUACUGUUGUAGAAACACCAUUGAUUUCAUAAUGAAUGGAGAAAUAAAAAAACAGCAGUUACGGAAGAUGUCUUGUGAACUGAGUCUUUUGUCAAGACCAGAUGGUUCAGCCAGUCUUAGUUGUGGUGAUACUUCAAUGAUGGCCUCAGUAUAUGGCCCAGCUGAAGUGAAAAUUGUUAAAGAACAAAUCAACCAAGCUACAGUAGAAAUUGUAUAUAAACCUAAAUCAGGUAUGGCUAAUUGUGCAGAAAAAUUAAAGGAGAAUUUAAUAUGCAGCACCUGUGAGACAGCAAUCUUGGCCUGUUUACAUCCACGUUCUUCUAUUAGUAUAACUAUUCAAGAACUUCAGAAUUCAGGGUCCCUAUUAGCUUGUGCAAUAAAUGUUGUUUGUCUCUCAUUAUUAGAUGCGAGUAUUAAUAUGAACUUCAUGAUGGCAGCUGUAUCUUGUGUCUUCACAGAGAAUGACCAACUUAUUUUGGACCCAACAAUAAAAGAAGAAAGCUCUGCACCAAUAUCAAUGAUGUUUGUAUUUGACAGUGUCUCUAAAAGCAUUCUUGCUAUACAUACAUCUGGAUUAUUUGAUAAAACAAAAUUCAACUCAGCUUUGGUAGCCUGCAGAGCAGCUUCAGAUGAGAUCUUUACUUUUUACAGGGAAAUUAUGCAAAAAAAUUUUUCUAAAUCAUAGCAAUUAUUUUCUAUUCUAGCUUCAAUUCAUUUCUAAAAAUAAAUUUUUUUAUUUUAUUA
Molecule: messenger RNA, 947 nt
Organism: Octopus bimaculoides (California two-spot octopus)
Lineage: Eukaryota; Metazoa; Mollusca; Cephalopoda; Octopoda; Octopodidae
Product: exosome complex component RRP46
Biological process (GO): poly(A)-dependent snoRNA 3'-end processing; U4 snRNA 3'-end processing; rRNA catabolic process
Cellular component (GO): cytoplasmic exosome (RNase complex); nuclear exosome (RNase complex); nucleolus
Molecular function (GO): RNA binding
Source: RefSeq, a predicted model, not a curated record